CGACGCAAUGCAGUCUGCUGCUUCUUAGUCUACUGCAGGAAUCGAAACGCGACAGAGUCUGAAGUUACCCGGCUAGAACACGGUGCUAACACAUCUUCCUCUAUCAGUAUGCUAUAUUAUUCUGGAGCUAGGCCAAGCGUUGACAACUAAAUUCGACGAACCUUCUACGAGAGCUGUGUAGCGCAGCUGUAUUGCUUAGAAGGUUCAGCGAGUGUAUCUGGGCUGAUCACCAGAAACGCGCUUAGAUAGUGUAUCUCAGGAAGCUUUCGUCUGCGAGCCAUUGUGUGACUGACGUCUAUAUGAACGCGAUCUAAAAAAAAAAUUCGAAAAAAAAAUCGUUGCUCAUAUAGCUGGGAGACACAAAAGCAUUUACUUUACUUCUCAGAAGAUCAGUUUGUUAACUUGUUGUUGCUGCGGCAGAAAAAAGAAGGGCCAAGGCUCAUUCUAAGCCCCAGGUCAAUCGGUCAGAGUCAAGGCUGUCUUAAACGUUACCACCACAGAAAACCCAGCAGGAGCUGUCUGACCCAACAGCAAAGCUAAAGUCACCGGCAGCAAGUGAGGGCGCAUUACAGGCAAAUGAUAAACGCGGAAAUCUCGUCUGGUCAAAGCCGUAUGCGCACUGAUAAAAGUGACAGUGAAUUUAGGGCUGGCGAGGGCAUCUGUCGUGCAACAAGCAACGUAUAGGCAUUGAGGGGACGUGAUUUCGUAGAAAGUGAAUUGCUGUUGCUGUCAUUCCUUACCCUUGAGCUUUUUCUGCUGUUCCUUAACAUCUCCUACGUCGGACCAAAACGUUAUAGACGCAUGUCUCAGCUUUGUCGUUCGUUGACGUUCUACCGAAGCGAAUAGAAGCACUUGGCGCCUUUUUAUUCGAGUUUACCUUCCUGUUACACCUUUCAGCAACCGUUAUCGUUUGCUUGCAGCGAUUUCCGGUAAACUUCUUUUGUUUCAUUCCAACAAAAGAUUGGCCACUAUCACGAGUAUCGAGCUUUAGGUCUUUCUCACAUCUAGAUACAGUUGAGCACAUCGUUUCGAACAUACCUUACCUCUGUAGAUCUCAGCGGGUAUUCGCCGCUGUCGCUUGCUGUUUACCCAACUACAGACUCCACUUCCCCUUCUGCUCAUUUGUUCGGACUUCGCCGUUGGGUUUUGUGUGCAAAACUGAGGUAACGGAGCGAACGAAAAAGCCAGCACCGUUUUUGCUGCUCAAACGACCACCAGUCGGGCCUUCUCGCGACAGAGCUUUGCCGCUGAAGAAAUAACUCACUUGGUGCACCGUUUACUUCGCUUCUCGUCGUCUAGUCGCGGGACUUGUCGCUCCCUGCUAGCAACGGCAACAGCAGCUGUAACAGUAGACUCCUCUAGCGAAAGCUGCUCCGACGUUGUUUCCGAUUCGGGUCCAGCAAACGCAACGCUGACUGCGCUGCGUGUUGGGUUUUUUUUAGCGUUUCUAGCGUUUUCGGGUCCCCAGGUCACUCUUGUCAGUAGUUUUCGCCUUCUUCGCAGUGGUGGCGCUGCUGCAAAAAUACUUCUGCAGCAGCUACUUCUGCCUGCGUUCCUGUAGAGUUUUGGCAUCGGCUGCAGUGGCGGCAGCGGCGGUGACUGCUACAACCAUCUUUUCUGCUGCUGCUGCUGCUGCUGCUGCUGCUGCAUGCACUGCCGUGGUAACGGAACAGCAGGAGUUCUAGCUGCAGGACAUUACUACAGGGCAACUACAGCAUCUGUUUGGCAGGGACUUGCGUCUAGCGGUUGCUCAACGGCAGCAACAAUCGAAUUUGAACGGCACACUAAAACCAUACGGAAACCGUGCUGGUUUAUUACCGAUGUGUGAAGAUCUACGCGACGGUGUACGUUUGUGAGACAAUUGCAAGUUGGGCGACAACGAACAUAUCUGUUUCGUAAACUUGAUAUUUUCUAGCAUACAAAUCUUUGAGGUUUGAUAUUUGGAUCUUGUCAGGACUUGACAGGAAACCUCAGUAUGGAUGAUAUGCAGCUGAUUGGCUUUCCGGAAGGCCGUUACGUGUUCGAACGGGAUCCCCGCGUAAGUGAAUGGGUAUCCGCUCAGCCAUGGACCCUUAUAUCAAUUGUUGCCUCCUAUCUUUAUAUGGUCUACAUAUGGGGGCCUAAGUUCAUGAGGGACCGUAAGCCGUACGAGCUCACCACACUUACGCGCCUUUAUAACAUAUUUCAGGUGGUGGCCAGCUUAGGCUUUGCCAUAAGGAUUUGGACUCUCUUCUAUGUCACAAUGGGAAAUUCACUUUUGUGUACACCUCCGGAUCGUCGAACAGAUCCGCUUGCUAAGAAGUUCAUGUUCACAGUCUACUACUACUGGUGGCUACGAGUCAUUGACUUCGCUGACACCCUGUUCUUCGUCUUGCGUAAACGCCAACGCCAAAUCACGUUCUUGCACGUGUUCCACCACGUUGUCGUUGUAGCAGCUGCUUGGGGAUCCGCUUAUUUCGGUCUAACCAAUCUUCUGAUAUUCACGCUCUGUCUCAACUCGGUCGUUCACUCCGUGAUGUACUCGUACUAUUUCUUAUCGACCCUUGGCCCGGCAGUCCAGCCAUAUCUUUGGUGGAAACGUCAUUUGACCAAACUACAGAUUCUGCAAUUUUUCAUUAUGAUGGCUCAUUUGUCAAUUCCCAUCUGGAAAAGCUGUGGUUAUCCACCCGCCAUUGUCUACGGAUGGAUGGGAGCGGUUGGAGCCAUUCUCUUACUUUUCGUCAACUUUUACAUCCAAAGUUACAGAAUUCAACGAAAGCAAGCGAAGGACGUGCAGAAGGCUGGUAAGUUGACCAAUGGACUAAUGGCGGCGAAUGGCGACGCUGCGCUCCAGCAGCACGAAAAGCCCCACUAACCGGAUCUCGUGGUGAGUCAAGUCGAUAAGGGCUCCGAAAUGUCCGCCACCUCUUUAAAAAUGCUACACUGAAAUGGCGUCUGAUCGCAUAAGAUCCAAAAAUGUAUACCAUGUAAAUCCCUAGCUACAAGGUGGGGGUAUUAAACUGUACUACAAAUUUUGUCGAAGCUUAGCAGAGUUAAACAGAAAAACUUCGUUAACUACGACCGCCGGGUCAUACAAUGCUGCGUUGUUACAUCAACAAAAUUAAGAUACGUUAUUAAACACAGCUUGAUGACUGUUUAAUUUAGUGGAAGCUGAAAUUGUUGAAUUUUAAAAACGUUAUAUUAUCUUCGUUCAAGCGCUAUUGACCGAGUUUUUUUGAUGCGGUGAUACAACUAGGAUCGACCAUACAUCGUUAGCACAUAUAGAAAUUGCACGAUGUCUACACAGUUGAAACGAUGACGGAUCGGUUCACGAACGUUCGCAUGUCUUUGGUCCAAAGUAAAAAAAUAUUUGGCCGCUUAGAAAAGGGUAUAUGCCAUCAAAACGAUUCUUUAAUUUGAAGUGCUCAACACUAUAGUAAAGGUACAGUGAAACACGUAACAGGCAAAAACAAAUUUCCUACGCAAUUCAACCGCCUUCUUCUAUUACCUCUCUAGAAUUGAGCAUUUUGACUUUGUACGGAAAAAUUCAUGUAGCUAGGCUAGGAGAGCUUUGCGGCUAGCGAACUUUAGCAAUAGUGUAUAGUAAGGGUCGCAUUCGCGCUCUCAGUGACACUCGUCUAAAGGUAACAAGUGAUUGUGCUUGGCGGAUAACCAUUUCCUCACUGUAUAUGUAUAAAGCAUUAUAUUCUGCAUGUCAUACAGAGUAUAGAAAACAGGAUGAUAAGUCUAUACUGGCCGACCGUCACUCAGUACUCGUUGUACUAUGUAGCACCGUCCCUCGAGGUCAUUGUGAGGCCGUGCUUGAUAACAGCUUCUGUUUUGUCAAAAGUGUGUUCAGGCUUAUUACAGGGUGAAAUGACCCUUCACCUGUGAAUUGCUCGCUACAACGUCCUCUGUAGGUUGAAUUAAUGUUGUAAAUGAUUUCGGGAACGUUUUCUAUUCGAGUUCUAAAGGAAGAUGCUCCUCAAAUAAUUUCAUCACUCAGCACUGAGUAUUUAGCUGCCCGUGUUUUAAGCAGGUUAAAUUCUUUACGUUCAUCUGCAGUGACAUUUGGUGGCAGAUGAGGGCUGAUACUUCGUCCUGGAACGGUAUAAGCAAAAGGUAAUAAAAGAAGCUAACUUGUUCACACUGAUAGUAGUGCAUAUUUUGAUCGGCGAUCAUGAAAUAUUGUACAUAUAUAUAUAUAUAUAUAUAUAUGUAUGUAUACAUAUAUAUAUAUAUAUUAGUGCCGUACAUCUAUAUAAGAAAAUAAAGUUCACACGAUUUAGCGGUCGUGGCGUAGA
Varroa destructor (honeybee mite) is the source of this 4283-nucleotide messenger RNA. RefSeq names its product very long chain fatty acid elongase 4-like. Gene Ontology annotation, biological process: fatty acid elongation, saturated fatty acid; very long-chain fatty acid biosynthetic process; fatty acid elongation, monounsaturated fatty acid. Lineage: Eukaryota; Metazoa; Arthropoda; Arachnida; Mesostigmata; Varroidae. The record is from RefSeq and is a predicted model, not a curated record. Gene Ontology annotation, cellular component: endoplasmic reticulum membrane. Gene Ontology annotation, molecular function: fatty acid elongase activity.